AUGCGUCCCAUCAAAGCUCGUGAACAACUCACUAUACCAGAUGACGUUAAAGUCAGUGUAAAAAGUCGUGUUGUUCAAGUAGAAGGCAAACGAGGCAAACUUGUACGAAGUUUUCGUCAUGCUCGUGUUGAUAUAUCAAUGCCAAAAAAGAAUUUACUUGUUGUUGAAAAAUGGUUCGGUACAAAUAAGGAAAAUGCUGUUGUGCGUACUAUUUGUUCGCAUAUUAACAAUAUGAUGAAAGGUGUUACAAAGGGUUAUUGUUACAAGAUGCGUUCAGUAUACGCUCACUUUCCAAUCAAUACUGUUGUUACCGACAAUGGUCAAGCAGUUGAAAUUCGUAACUUUUUAGGUGAAAAAUUUGUUCGUCGUGUUAAAAUGCAACCAGGUGUUAAAGUAUCUGCUAGUACAAAACAAAAAGAUGAACUUAUUUUAGAAGGCAAUGACCUUGAACUUGUAUCACGAUCAGCUGCACUUAUUCAAAUGUCAACAGCAGUUAAAAAUAAAGAUAUUCGUAAAUUUCUUGAUGGUAUCUAUGUCAGCGAAAAAGUAACCGUCGAUGAAGCGUAA
Molecule: messenger RNA, 567 nt
Organism: Rotaria sp. Silwood1
Lineage: Eukaryota; Metazoa; Rotifera; Eurotatoria; Philodinida; Philodinidae
Source: the annotation of a GenBank genome assembly